Molecule: messenger RNA, 1264 nt
Organism: Cucurbita pepo subsp. pepo (vegetable marrow)
Lineage: Eukaryota; Viridiplantae; Streptophyta; Magnoliopsida; Cucurbitales; Cucurbitaceae
Source: RefSeq, a predicted model, not a curated record
UCUUUACGUAACAAAGCGGUGAUUUUGAGGUUCCAUACACAGCAGGAAAAAUGAGUAAAGAGCGAGCCAAGAAACCAACCUUCUUGACGCUAACUGAGAAUCAAAAGCUUUUUCUCUCGCUAAUUAACGAAUACGCGGCCGAAAAAAUGCAAGGAGAGAAAAGCGUCGUUGUUUUGAGGAAGAGAAUGGAAGAACUUCGAUCUGAGCUUGAAGCGGCCAAUGCUGAACUUGAAAACGUCAAGCAAACCAAAGAAACCACUGAACAGGAGCUUAAAGGCUGUGAAGUCGAUUUGUCUCUGAAUGAAACUUCAAUUAAGACUCUCGAGACGAGGAUUUCUGUGCUACAAGGUGAAAUUGCAUCUGUUGGGUCUGAGUUAGACUCUCUUAAGUGUGAAGGAGGAGCCGCAAGGAACCAGUUUCUCGAUCACAUGUCAGAGCUUGAUGAAAAAAUCAGGAAAUUUCAAUAUCAACUGGACAUAAAGAAAACUGGUAUAGUUCCUGAUGGAGACGCUACAGAAGAAUCCCAUGAACUGGCGGGAGAUGAUACGAAAACUUCUGAGUCUGUUGAGGACAGGCUUAUCAAAGUAAUAACUCAAAUCACCAAUGAAGACGAUGCCUACCUAUUAGAAGAACAAAUGAAAAAUCAGAAUCGGCAAAUGUCGAUUAAUCUAGAGAAAAGGAAGGCUGCGAUGGCGAUGAUGCAGAAAGGAACAGCAAAAUUGGGAGAUUUGACUAGUUCUGGAUCGGAAGGGUCAUAUAAUCGUCUCAGCGAGACAUUGCUGAAUAGUUGUAUAUGCCCUCAAUGUUUCCAUGACAAUUCGGAGGCCUGGGACAACAUUCCUCAGGAGUGAACCAGUACUUGCGGAACCUACUGGAUUUGGACUCAUGGCUCUCCCUCUCCAUUACUUUGAAGAAGAAGAAAAAGAACAAAAAGAAGAAAAUUGAUGUAAUGCUCGCACAUCUCUCUUGGAAGAUUCCAUCUCACUCUGGGUGGUUUUCCUUACGAGCAUUUCAAUCCCGAGUUUAUGUAGUUAGCGAAGUUGAAAACUAGAAAAUUUUGAGUUUUGUGUAGUGUUAGGCCUCAUUUUUUCGGGGCAAAAAAUGUUGCAAAUUUGUGUUACAAUUGGCACGUAUUUUAGAAAUUAGUUUAUAGAAUCUAUAAGAUAAAAGAUUUCGGAAUAGUAUGCUUAAACUAAAUAUCUCCAACUUUUGUAGUCAUAGUGUGAUUUGAGGUGAGGUAUGUCAGUCGGGUAGUUUAUGUUUG